Molecule: messenger RNA, 775 nt
Organism: Odontomachus brunneus
Lineage: Eukaryota; Metazoa; Arthropoda; Insecta; Hymenoptera; Formicidae
Product: B9 domain-containing protein 2-like
Exons: 4
Coding region: 182-709 (175 amino acids)
Biological process (GO): cilium assembly
Cellular component (GO): MKS complex
Source: RefSeq, a predicted model, not a curated record
GCAGUUUAUUGUGAAAAUUUGAAAUAUUUUGUUUUCUUUUUGUAAUUCUGUUUUAUUUUAAUUACAACCAUCAUUAAAUUAUAAGUUUUUCUUUAUAACGUUUAUCACAAAAUACUGUAUAUAUAUUCUUAUGUAUUAUCAUCUACGAGUAAAAUUUCAAAAGACAAUAUGAUGUUAGAGUAUGGCCGAAUUGCAUAUAGUUGGGCAAAUUUUAUCUGCAAAGAAUUUUAAAGAGAUACGUCUAUUCUGUAAAUGGAGUUUUUGUGUAGGUAAUGGUUGGAAAAUUAUAUCAGGACUCGAAGAAGGACAAACACAAGAGAGCUGUGAUUUUUAUGUUAAUAAUCCAAUCUGGGACCAUCCUAUAGACUUGCAUUAUACAACUAAGACUUUACAAAAUUCUCCAAAACUACUGUUGCAAGUAUUUUGCAGAGAUAAUUAUGAAAGAAUUCUUUUUCUUUCAUACGGAAUAUAUAAUGUUCCAUUGUCACCUGGUUCGCACAUACUAGAGUGUCAUACUUGGAAACCUGUUGGUAAUUGGAAAGACAAGCUGCAAAAUAAAUUCUUAGGAAAAAGCUUACAAUUAAAAUCUCCAAAUGUUUUAAUCAACACAGUGGAUAGGUUUGAAUUACUUACACAAAGUAUGGGAACAGUGAUUAUCCACUUGCAUAUACUGUCAAGAAAUUUUGACAAAUUUGGAUGUCAGUUGUAAACUAAUUUAAUACAAAUUUUAAGAGUAACUUACCAUCAAAAAUAAAAAGUAAAGUUAAUCAAAUAA